AUGGAUACAACCCCUCGCUAUAACUUCAAGGACAUCAACACCCACGACCUCGAAGCAGCCAAACUCUUCGAAGUCAAGGGCUAUGUGGCCGUCAUCACAGGCGGAGGUAACGGCAUCGGCCUCAUGGCCGCGCAGGCCUUAGCAGCCAACGGCGCUCGAGUCUACAUCAUCGGCCGCAGGGAGGAGAUUCUCGACACCGUCGCAGAGAAGUACUCGUCCAACGGACAGAUCAUCCCACUCCCAAGGGACAUCUCCACCACAGAGGGCAUAAACGACCUCGCGAGCUCGCUCUCCACCGCCGAAGAAAAAGGCAUCAACAUCCUCAUCAACUGCACCGGCGUCACCAGCAAGCCCGCCGCAAAAGCCCAAUCCGGCACCAUCGACUUCACGGACCCGGACGCCGUCUCGCGCUGGAUGGUCCGCGACGGCCCAGAUGCGUGGCGCACCGCCUACGCCGGUAACGUCUGGGCGCACCAUUUCCUCACCGCCGCGCUGCUGCCGCUGCUGGACCGCGGGACCAAGGCGGCGCCGGGGCAUUCGAGCAUCGUGUUGAAUGUGGCGAGCUUGUCGGGGCUCACGAAGACGCACUCGCAGGGCCAGUUUGCGUAUUCGUCUAGCAAGGCGGCGUUGAUCCAUCUGACGAGAGAGUGGGCGCAUACGUUCCUGCCGCUGCGGAUUCGCGUUAAUUGUAUUGCGCCGGGGUUGUUUGAGAAUGUGGUGACCGUCGGUCGACCUGGGCAGAGUGAGAGGGCGAAGGUGGAGGAGGAGGCGGGGAGGCAAUUUCCGGCUGGCCGGACUGGACGGGAGCCCGAUAUUGGCGGCAUCGUUCUAUAUCUUUGCAGUCGAGCUGGAACUUAUAUUAAUGGGCAGAUCAUCAGUUUGGAUGGAGGUCAGUAUUCAAUUGUUGGUAUAAUCAACAUCAGCUCAUGCCUUCCAGGACUGCUUUUGAAAACACCAGCUGCUAUGUGA
Molecule: messenger RNA, 969 nt
Organism: Aspergillus clavatus NRRL 1
Lineage: Eukaryota; Fungi; Ascomycota; Eurotiomycetes; Eurotiales; Aspergillaceae
Product: short chain dehydrogenase/reductase family
Exons: 3
Coding region: 1-969 (322 amino acids)
Molecular function (GO): oxidoreductase activity
Source: RefSeq, a predicted model, not a curated record